This is a messenger RNA of Prosopis cineraria, 1005 nucleotides long. Its product is annotated as 40S ribosomal protein S5. The coding region runs from base 120 to 746 and encodes 208 amino acids. The transcript is spliced from 4 exons. Gene Ontology annotation, cellular component: cytosolic small ribosomal subunit; ribosome. Gene Ontology annotation, molecular function: rRNA binding; mRNA binding; structural constituent of ribosome. NCBI's taxonomy places the organism in Eukaryota, Viridiplantae, Streptophyta, Magnoliopsida, Fabales, Fabaceae. Gene Ontology annotation, biological process: ribosomal small subunit assembly; translation. The record is from RefSeq and is a predicted model, not a curated record.
UUGACAAAAAACAUAAAGGAAUUAGGGUUUCCCUGUAGCUUUGCUCAAAGGCAAAACCGUUCCUUCUUCCCAUCUCGCCCGGUGCGCUUCUGUCUUCCAACUUCCAGGGUAACGUCAAGAUGGCCGAUGUGGUUGCUCCACUGCCUAGUCACGAUCUCUCCGAGCCUGUUAUCGAUGUCAAGCUCUUCAAUCGAUGGCCCUAUGACGAUGUUCAGGUGAACGACAUAUCCUUGGCUGAUUACAUUGGUGUGGCUCCUGCCAAGCAUGCAACCUAUGUGCCUCACACUGCUGGGAGGUAUUCAGUGAAGCGUUUUAGGAAAGCGCAGUGUCCAAUAGUUGAGAGGCUUACCAACUCUCUUAUGAUGCACGGACGAAAUAAUGGGAAAAAGCUUAUGGCUGUGAGGAUUGUUAAGCAUGCAAUGGAAAUUAUCCACUUGCUCACUGAUCAAAAUCCCAUCCAAGUCAUUGUUGAUGCUGUGAUCAACAGUGGACCAAGAGAAGAUGCUACGCGUAUUGGAUCUGCCGGUGUUGUCAGACGUCAAGCUGUGGAUAUUUCUCCUCUGCGACGUGUGAAUCAGGCAAUUUAUCUGCUUACCACUGGAGCUCGUGAGGCUGCUUUCAGGAACAUUAAAACAAUUGCUGAAUGCUUGGCUGAUGAACUUAUCAAUGCUGCAAAGGGAUCAUCAAACAGCUAUGCCAUCAAGAAGAAGGAUGAGAUCGAGAGAGUUGCUAAGGCCAACCGUUGAGGAACGGAGAGUGGAAUGGUAUUUAGAGCUUUUGUUCAGUGGCUUUUUCCCUUGCCUGUUGCUUAUGAGUCUUCUGUUACUAUUGAACCUGAAGUGAAGAUAUGGCUGCUUAUUAGUUGUUGUUAAAGAGGUACUCUAUCAUUGGAAAUCAGAUUUUAUUGUCAGAAAGCGCAAUUUUCACUUUUCAAGUUAUAAUGUCAUAUGACUGGCUCCUCCAUAAAGUUUGGUUGCUUUACAUUAUUGAAUUAGAGUUUCACUA